AUGGGCAGAAGGUGGGGUCUUGUCAGAACGGACGGCUGCAGGCUGUGCUGGUAUCCACGUGUUACAGAUCCUGCGGCGGAGGGAGUCCCUUGCAAGGGGGUCCCCCAACCACGCUCGCAGUCCGCCAUGCAGCCUGGCAGAAGCGGAGCAACAGCAGAUGACGUCAGCAGGCCCGAGGAUGUCAGCAGCUCGAAGGAGGCUGCGGAAGAAUCGCCAGAGGCGGUCAGUUGGGUGCGGCGAAAGUGGGCGGAGAACCGAGCGGAGUAUGAAAGAUUACGGGGGGUGCUGAAGGACCUUGGUCUUGCGGGCUUCCUCUCAUACGGCCUCUUCAACACGGGCUACUAUCUGGUCUCGUUCCUCUUUGUCUGGUUCUUUGUCUCACCAUCACCUGGCGGGCUGGGCGUUGCGCAGGCGGCUAAAAGGUUCAUCAAGAUCUUUGCCAUGGUGUGGGCCGGGAGUCAAGUGACGAAGCUACUGAGAGCUGGGGGGGCCCUCUUGCUGGCGCCGUUGGUCGACCGAGGUCUCGACUGGUUCACGGCCAAGGGCAGCUUCCGAUCGAAGAGCCAGGCCUUCUGGGCAAUCGUGGGGUCGUGCAUUGCACUCGCUCUAGUUAUCUUCGUGGUGAUAGUGUCGCUCUGGGCAUGAGAAAAAAACGCACAAGAGCUUUGGUGCACCGACAUGGUGUCAUCUGCCACGUCUCAACGUAGCCGAUGCAGCAGGGUAGCUUGCUCCCUGCGGGGUUUCCAAUGAGGUGGCACUGCGCAUCGUUUUGUUGUGUAUGGGCUUCUCUACAGAAUUCGUCUUGGACAAGCUGGGAUUGCAAGUCGCUAACUCUAGUCCUCCGCUCGUAACGAUCCAGCCAAGCGCAGUCGCUUUGGAGUACAACGUGUGCCCAUGUGUUGUUCCCCCCGUGUGACGUCUUUCAGAGCUUUGACACACUGACACACAGACCGUUACAAGAUUGUCGAGGAUGGUUCCAAAGGAAGCGUCUAGAAGGGCAUGCGUGUGUUUCGCCGCCUCCUGAAUGGCAGUCGACGGUGACGAUCAGUCAGGACGCUCGGCAUCAACUUGCUAGCUUUCAAAAUUCACACAGG
Molecule: messenger RNA, 1094 nt
Organism: Klebsormidium nitens
Lineage: Eukaryota; Viridiplantae; Streptophyta; Klebsormidiophyceae; Klebsormidiales; Klebsormidiaceae
Source: the annotation of a GenBank genome assembly